AUGACGACUAGUGCUAAUAAUAGCAUAGUCGAUUCGGUUUGGAAAGAUCGAAUUGAACGAGCACUUAAAUAUGUUUGUCGUAUGAUUGAUUUAAAACAAAAAGAUGAUGCUGUACCAUUUCUUAGAAAUAUUGCUGAACAAUAUAAUGAUUUACGAAGACCACGUAUGAUUUCUGAAUCAGUAUUAAAAGAUGAUAAAUCAUCACUUUAUACAUGUUGUUCUUUUAAUGAAAUAACUGGUGAUAAAUUGAUUUGUUCAUUAUCAGUUUUACCUCAAAUUGAUCAAUUACCUAAUAUGUUUAUUUAUGUACCAUUACAAAGCAAUAUUCUAUGUGAUACAGUUACAAAUCUAUCUGAUUUAUUAUUGGACGAAGAAAGUGAAGAUGUUAAAAAUCUUCUUAUUUCAAUACAAUCUGACUCUUUAACUGAACAACAACAAACAAUUCGAUCGGCUUCAUCAUCAAAACGUCCGCGUCGUUUAUCAAAAACAUCAAUUAUAAAUGAUCGAAAUAAUGAAUUUGUUUUUGAUGAAGAACAUCUCUUGGAAUUAUUAAAACGUCUUAAACAACAAUCACUUCAAAAUUCAUUGCCAAUGACACUAGAUGAUGAAACAGAUUUAUUUGAUACAUUAAUUAAACUUUAUCCAUCUUCUGCCGAUUUGAUUCGAGAUCGAUUUGGUACAAUAUUUGAAUCGAAACGAUUACAACCGAAAGAAUUUACUCCAAAUAUAGAUAAUUCAUUGAUAGCACUUGAUACAACUGUUGAAAAUAUUUUACAUUCAUAUUUUAUGCUUUUUUGUCGUCGUUGUCAUCGAUAUGAUUGUUUUUUACAUAAAGAUAAAUCAAUAAUACCUGAUUUAAAUAAUCAAUCAAAAAAUAAUUCUGAUAUUAUCUAUCGUCCAUGUAAUUUUCAUUGUUAUCGAAGAAAAACUUUAUCAUUAAAACAACAAAAACGAAAUAAAAUUGAACUUAAACGAAGUUAUAGUGAAUUUAUAAAUAAUAACAAUACAACAUUUCAAAUUUCUACAAAUAGUUUUUAUUCAAAACGUGUAAAAUCAAAUAUAAAUAAAUCUGAAUAUAGAUCAUCAAUAAUAAAUUCGAAUAUAUAUAAAAAUGGUUUUCUUUUUAAACCAUCAUUAAAACGAAAAUUAAAUAAUGAAAUAUUAAAUUGGUCAUCAAGUGAUAAAUCAUUAUUUCGUGUAUUUUGUACAAUUUAUGGUGAUAAUAUAUGUAUGAUUGCUGAUCUACUUGAUAAACCAUGUUCACAAGUUUAUAUAUUUUAUUUAAAUGAAAUACAAGUCAAUGAAAAACAGCUAUUUUUACAACGACAAUUAUCAACAACAUCACCAAAUUUAAUUGAUGUAAAAAUUAAUGAUGAACAUAAAAAGAAAAAUCUUAAACAUACAACAAUAAAUACAAAUAAUAGUGAAGAAUCAAUUGACGAUAAAAUGAAUAUAUAUAAUCAACAAUCGACAAAUUCAAUUCAACCUACAACAAAUCAAUGUUCAUCAUCUCGUCGUUCUCAUUCUUCUCCAUUUCGUCGUCAACGUAGUCAUCAACAUAUAUUAUUAAAUCAUCAUAAUAAUUUAUUAUUAGAACAAAAACGUCAUACAUAUUAUCCAUGUGAUCAUGAUCGUUCAAUACCAUGUAAUGAACAUUGUUAUUGUAUACAUUCGGGUAAUUUUUGUGAAAAAUAUUGUUGUUGUUCAUCAAUAAAAUGUGAUAAUCGUUUUCCUGGUUGUCGUUGUCGUUCAUCGUGUACAACAAAACAAUGUCCAUGUUAUGCAGCAGCACGUGAAUGUGAUCCUGAUUUAUGUAUACAAUGUGGUGCAGAUGAUUUUCGAAAUGGUAAUAAUAAUAAUAAUAACAAUGAAUUAAUAACAAAAUCUUCAUGUUCAUGUCAUAAUGUUGCUAUACAACGUAGUUUACAUAAAUCAUUAUUAUUAGCUGAAUCUGAUGUUGCUGGUUGGGGAAUAUUUACACAAGUUAAUAUUCAACGAAAUGAAUUUAUUGCUGAAUAUUGUGGAGAAAUUUUAACACAAGAUGAAGGUGAAUUACGUGGACGAAUGUAUGAUACAAUAGGUACAAGUUUUUUAUUUGAUCUUAAUGAAGAAUAUAUGGUUGAUGCAACACGUCGUGGAAAUAAAAUACGUUUUGCUAAUCAUUCAAUAAAUCCAAAUUGCUAUGCUAAAGUUAUUAUGGUUAAGGGUGAUCAUAGAAUUGGAAUUUAUUCGAAACGUUUUAUAUCGGCAGGUGAAGAAUUAUUUUUUGAUUAUCGUUAUGGAGCUAAUCAUCAUUUACGUUUUGUUGGUGUUGAAAAAUAUACUCCUGAAGAUCAAGCUGAUACAUUAUUGAUGUGA
Molecule: messenger RNA, 2358 nt
Organism: Rotaria sordida
Lineage: Eukaryota; Metazoa; Rotifera; Eurotatoria; Philodinida; Philodinidae
Source: the annotation of a GenBank genome assembly